UUAACGGAGGAGUAUCCUCUUGUGCCAUAGAGUGUGGUGGACAAAAUUUUUGGAGAUGCGCUGAAUGUAACGAGCGGUGGUUAUUGGUUGACAGCAGUAAGGCAUGAAAUUUUGAGAAACUGGAAUUCUGGAAAGCGAGGCUCAAACGAGCAUGUGUACGGGUUCGGACCCGAGGCCGGAGGGGAGUCAGAACGGUUGGGAUAGGGCCCAGGGAAUGGUUCUGAAGACGCUGGCUUUGAUCGGCGGGGCACUUCUGAUAAGGCGGUUCACCAAGUCAACCACCCGUUGGGAUCACUCCCGGAUUGUCGCUCAGUCCCUCAGCGGCGAAAAGUUUUCUAAAGAGCAAGCUGCUAGAGACCCAGAUAGUUACUUCAAUUUGAGAUGGCUUUCGUGCUCAGCAGCUGACAUGGUAGAUGGCUCAAAGGUUUUAUAUAUGGAGCAGGCAUUCCAGAGAACACCUCACAAGCCUUUUCGUCAGAGAUUCUUUCUGGUCAAACCUUGUCCGAAGGAGAUGAAAUGUGAUGUUGAGGUUAACACAUAUGCCAUCAGAGAUGCAGAGGAGUACAAAAACUUCUGUGAUCGCCCUAAGGACCAACGACCACAGCCUGAAGAAGUUAUUGGGGUAUAGAACAACAAUUGUAUAAGAAUUGUAAGAAAACAAUAGAACUAGAGCUCAAGCAUCAUUCACAUUCACCAAUGGAGGAAUACAGUGUACGAAGUCCAAAGAAAAGAGAAAACAAGUCUCUAAUCUUCCCAGUACCAGUCCAGAGAUCUCACAGCCUACCUGUCCUUCUUCCUCCUUAUUCUAUUUAUAGGAAGGUCCUGUCCAAAUAAGGCUUGAUAAGGAGUAUUCUUGAGAGAGAUGUGGUAAUUUGUAUUGUACCAAAACUCACCCCAAGGUACUGUUAAAAGUUGCAGGACAUUGCUGAACAUUUGACUACCAUUCAUCUUAGGCGUUGUGAACGUGGAAAACGGUGCUUAUAUGAAGGAUCAACACCUGCUAAUGGAUUUCCUAAUACAUGGAAUGGCGCAUCGUAUUGUACGGCAGAGCUCGCACUACUCAAGAAUAAUGAGAUACAUUCUUGGGAUAGAGGUUAUGAUGAGAGUGGAAAUCAGGUCUGGGGUGUGAAGGAAGGACCAUACGAAUUCAAACCAGCAGUAGCUUCUAACUCUGGUGACCUUUCUACUGUGAUGCUUCCCACUUCGGCCUCCAUAGAUAAAAGAAUAGACGGUUCAUUUGUUAUUCAUGAUUGAUUGACAAUGUACGUUGUUCUCUAUAGUGGUCAUGUAAAUUCAAACUCCUCUCAAUGUUUGUCAUUACAUAUUCCAUUUAACUUCAACAAUUUCAAUUCUUUAUAUCAAUCAAAUGCAACAUUCUCACUUGGUUUUUUCUUGCAAUGAAACAACUUUGUACCC
This is a messenger RNA of Cuscuta europaea, 1416 nucleotides long. The record is from the annotation of a GenBank genome assembly. Lineage: Eukaryota; Viridiplantae; Streptophyta; Magnoliopsida; Solanales; Convolvulaceae.